AUGCGCCAUCCCUCCGACGAACUCCAAUUCUAUGGUGACGAACACUUCAUCAGUCCCUCCUGUUUCCGCACUCCGAUGACGACUGCCCUCACCACAGAUGUUAAACUACCCGAUGCUCCGCUGUCCUCACCUGCCGACACAAUCAUCCCUACUGCGGCCCCCACAUUGAUCGCAACGCCGACCACCAAAGACACGACAAGUAAACUCUCCCCACCCCCUCCGAAGCACCAACUUCUACCACGACCUCCAUCACCAUAA
Dibothriocephalus latus is the source of this 258-nucleotide messenger RNA. The record is from the annotation of a GenBank genome assembly. Lineage: Eukaryota; Metazoa; Platyhelminthes; Cestoda; Diphyllobothriidea; Diphyllobothriidae.